Molecule: messenger RNA, 1755 nt
Organism: Acinonyx jubatus (cheetah)
Lineage: Eukaryota; Metazoa; Chordata; Mammalia; Carnivora; Felidae
Gene: OTULIN
Product: OTU deubiquitinase with linear linkage specificity
Exons: 7
Coding region: 130-1212 (360 amino acids)
Biological process (GO): protein linear deubiquitination
Molecular function (GO): cysteine-type deubiquitinase activity
Source: RefSeq, a predicted model, not a curated record
UGCGCAGCCUCGGAAGCCGGCGGGCGGUACAGCGGCGGCGGCGGCCACGGCCGGGAGCCCCGACGGGAGGGGCCCCGGGUCGUUGGGAGGCGGCCGAAUCCCGGCGUCGCCGCCGCCGGCGGCGGCCCGAUGAAUCGGGGCACCAUGCCCCAGCCCGGAUCGUGGCCGGGCGCGAGCUGUGCUGAGGAGCCGGCGCGGGAGGCGGGGGCCGCGUCCCCGGGCCCCGCGAGAGCCGCGGCGCGGGAGGGCGGGAAGGCGGCGGCCGGCGGGCAGCCGCGGACCGCGGUGCGGUGCUCAGCCGAGCAUGAGGAGGACAUGUAUCGUGACGCGGAUGAAAUAGAAAAGGAGAAAGAAUUACUUAUACAUGAAAGAGGGUUAUCAGAAGCCAGAUUAAGUGUAGCUCCUGAAAUGGACAUCAUGGACUACUGCAAAAAAGAAUGGAGGGGAAAUACACAAAAAGCCACGUGUAUGAAAAAGGGCUACGAGGAGGUGUCGCAGAAGUUCACCUCUAUACGGCGAGUCCGUGGAGACAAUUACUGUGCGCUGAGGGCCACGCUGUUCCAGGCGAUGAGCCAGCCGGCAGCGCUGCCGUCCUGGCUGCAGGACCCGGAGCUCACGCUGUUACCAGAAAAACUCAUAAGCAAAUACAGUUGGAUCAAGCAGUGGAAACUUGGACUGAAAUUUGAGGGGAAGAGCGAGGACCUGGUUGAUAAAAUUAAGGAGUCCCUCACACUGCUAAGGAAGAAGUGGGCAGGCUUGGCAGAACUGAGAACUGCUGAAGCGAGGCAGAUAGCUUGCGAUGAACUGUUCACAAAUGAGGAAGAGGAAUAUAGCCUCUAUGAAGCUGUAAAAUUUCUAAUGCUAAACAGAGCCAUUGAACUAUACGAUGACAAAGAGAAGGGAAAGGAAGUACCAUUUUUCUCUGUGCUUCUGUUUGCUCGGGACACCUCGAAUGACCCUGGACAGCUGCUAAGGAACCACCUAAACCAGGUGGGACACACUGGUGGCCUUGAACAGGUGGAAAUGUUCCUUCUUGCCUAUGCCGUGCGCCACACCAUCCGGGUGUACCGGCUUUCCAAGUACAGCACUGAAGAAUUCAUCACGGUCUACCCCACCGACCCACCCACGGACUGGCCAGUGGUGACCCUGAUCGCCGAGGACGACCGGCACUACAACAUCCCCGUCAGAGUGUGCGAGGAGACGAGUCUGUGAGGGACGCGUACCCGGACGGCCCGGGCGGCCACACGGCCGAGGUGCCCUGGCAGCUCCCUGCCGCGGCCUGCGGGCUUCCAGGUCUCUUCGGGUGACCCACGGGGACUGUCGGGCCGGGCGAGCCAAGCUGGACUGGGCUGUUCUGAGGACGGCUUUUGGUCGUUAGAACUAACCAGGGGUUUUCCCUCAUCUUUGAUGCGAUAUGUUUCCUCGGGGGCCUUCAGAGCACUUCUUUUGGAAGGUACAAACUACAUCUUCUCCAUAAAACAAACCUUUUGUAUCAGAGGAGACGCCUCUCGGAGAGGAGUGUGUUCUUCACGUCUCAGAAGUAGACUCUCUAAUGUAAACUGGUCUCAGUUUUUUCUCAAGAUAGUCAUUUUUUGUUUUGGGGGUGAUGGGUCUCCGGAGUGCCCGUCCUAUGCAAUUUGGCUUACGUGGCCUAACUCUGAGGCGGAGCCUGUUAGGGGCACAGUCAUAACGUCCCCUGAUAGUCUUCCUGAGCACUGGUUCGGGCUUACAUGUUCAUUAAAGCUAUCCUAAGCA